UUAUAGUCUGCCAUCGUUCGUUCGUUGUUGUUGUCGUUCGCAUCGUUUCAUCGCUGCUGCAUAACAGACAUCCGGAUCCCCGAAAAACACCAUCGGUAACCACGCUACCAUGCAGUGUCUGUUGGUCUUGGGUUUCUUAUUGGGUAGCGCGGUAUCGGCGCCAACCACCGGGAAUACGACACUGCAGGCGGAAAAUGUCGUGGAUAGUCUCCGCUUCUACGAUCCUCGCCAGCGCUUCCUACCGCCCUUCUGGUGGGCGGAGACGCCCGGAACGAACGCGCAUUUCACCGUGGAGAAACGACUGCCGGCGGUCUUGGCCGGCGUUCUAGCGGACUACAAACUUGAUGUGGAAUCCCUCAAAAAUGACUCCAUUCCCGUUGACAUCGCCGGGCAGCUACGCAUCGAAAGGUCACUGGCGGAAUUACAGCAGGAGAUGACGGACAACGCGCCCAUCAGAGAAUUUCCGCUGGGGAAUAAUUCCAGCGUCGGCGACGAUCUGGCGGAAUGGAAUUGGGCCUUGCAGCGCUCUCUAGCCUGGAACCAGCGCAACGAGAGCGAUGUGCCGCGCUGGUACGACUCCCCGACCACCUUCGUGGAAUGCUACUUUUACCGUCGCCUCAGCUACAUCUUCGAACGCGAAUCUUGGACAACCGAUCAUUUUCACCUGAAGAAGAAGGAAUCGCUGGAGCAUAAUAUGCACAAUAUUCAAGCGUUGCUGGAUUAUCUGGAGAACACCCUGGAAGCGGUGGCGGCCAGUCAUAACCGUAGUGAUCCGCUGGUUAAAGAGCAUCUAAUGAAUAUUAUGCGAUUGUCGGUGUGGGGCAACAAAGGUGACCUCUCCCUCACGGCCACUCACAACAAAUCCAGCCACGUCGUGUCCCACGACUUCCACGACGAACAACAGCAGAUCCAAGAGCUCCUCCUCGUCGACCAAUCGGAAGCCAUCUGGUCGUACUUACAACGCCUCAAUCGCUCCGCCCACAUCGCCAUCAUCUGCGACAACUUCGGCUUCGAGCUGACCACCGACCUGAUCCUCGGCGAGUUCCUCAUCGUCUCCGGCCUGGUCGCCACCGUCCACUACCACGUCAAAGCCCUGCCCUGGUUCGUCUCCGACGUCAUCAUCCCCGAUUUCCACCGGACGCUGCGCAUGGUCGACCAGCAGCAUACCGGGCAGUUCGGGACCAAAUGGCAGGGAUAUCUAACGACGGGACAGUUUAAACUUAGCGCGGACCGUUUCUGGACGCUGCCGUACGAUUAUGACGUCAUGGAUGUUAAAGCGCCGGGGUUGUAUGCGCAGCUGCAGAAGGAGGACCUCUUGAUUUUUAAGGGGGAUUUGAAUUAUCGGAAACUAACCGGCGAACUGCGCUGGAGUCCGCAGGAGAAGUUCGGGUAUGUCCUGCGGAAUUUCCGGCCGACGGCGGUAGCGGCGUUGCGCGGGGUGAAGACGACGGUGUUGGUGGGCGUGACGGAUCAGGAGAGACUGCAGCAGCUGAACGCCAACGAGACUGAUUGGAUGCUGACGGGAAAAUACUCGGUUAUACAGUUUGCACCGCCUUUGACGCAGUAAAUUUUGACUUAUUUUGAUUCAACAAUAAAGUGACACUUAUUUUGAUUCAACAAUAAAGUGACCUUUGCAAACGCAUGACAAAAUGCCCAAGUGUGGCUGGUGGUUUGUUUUAUCGCAUACUACUCAGAACGAGCCGUUAGCGAGAGUUUCUCUGUUCGUACCCAGUGGUGGCGUUUUCUUGCGCAUUGGUUGUGUUUCUGUUAUACACUGUUUGCUGAUCUUCUUAUUCAGAACUUUUCCUUUAUUCAGGCAAUAGCCAAUUAAACGUAACAAAAAGC
Messenger RNA from Paramacrobiotus metropolitanus, 1845 nucleotides. RefSeq names its product damage-control phosphatase ARMT1-like. Lineage: Eukaryota; Metazoa; Tardigrada; Eutardigrada; Parachela; Macrobiotidae. Bases 110 to 1567 code for a protein of 485 amino acids. The transcript has 6 exons. Gene Ontology annotation, cellular component: cytoplasm; nucleus. The record is from RefSeq and is a predicted model, not a curated record. Gene Ontology annotation, molecular function: phosphatase activity. Gene Ontology annotation, biological process: DNA damage response.